AUGUGUUUGGAAAACCGAGCAACACCUAUUGUCACCAGCAAGAAGCACGAUGAGAGCCUACAAUGGCCCGAAGAAGCAACGUCUUUGUCAUUGUCUUGUUUGUGUCAAGCUUGGAACAACUGGACGUAUGCGUACAUGAACCUUGUUUUGUCCAAGGGGGCAUCGGCACUGCAAGAAUCGUCUGGUUUGUCUCAAGAGGAUCUCUUUUCCGUUCCAAGGGAAAUGCAGUCGGAUCGGUUGGUUGAACUCUUUGAGCAUCAUUCCACCACCAACAACAAUGACACAAAGCGCCAGCGGUAUCCCAGCAUUUACAAGACACUCUGGAAGAUUGCAGCUCCCACAUUUGGUCCGGCUGGACUGUGCGAAUUGCUCGUGGUGGCGUGUCAGACCGGAUUGCCCUUGCUAGUGCGACAAUUGCUCCACAUUUUGGAGACCCAUCCGAGUGCGCAAAUCAUUGGACAAGGUCUUCCGUACGCACUGGCUCUCUUUGCCGUGUCCAUCUUGAAUGCACUGGCCAAUCAUCGACAUCGACACCUCGCCAUGAAAACAGGAGUCGCCUUGAGAGCGGCAUUGGUCAAUGUUCUCUAUCAACACAUUCUACAAUUAUCGCCGGCAGGCAAACAAGGAGUUUCGGCCGGACAAGUCACCAACUUGGUGGCGGUCGAAACGCAAAAAGUAUUUGAAGUCACACAAGAUGGACAUUUGCUAUGGGCAUUGCCACUCAGUAUCGCAUUGGUCUCCAUCUUUCUCUAUUGGACACUGGGACCUGCCACACUGGUCGGCAUUGCCGUGUUGGUCCUCUUUGUACCACUCAUUCAACACGUCACGGCUCGCAUGUUCCAAGUACGACACCAACGAACCAAACUGGUAGAUGCUCGUGUCGAACUCAUCUCCACCAUGCUACAAGGCAUGCAAGUCACCAAACUUAACAGUUACGAACACAACUACCAUACACGGAUUCAUAACGUGCGAGACCAAGAGUUGACAUUGCUCCGAAGUGAAAUGAUGAUUUGGGCGACCACCCUUCUCUUUCAAAUAUCGUCGCCCGUAUUGGCCACAGGAAUUACCUUUGCCACCUAUGUGCUCUUGGACGAACAAAAACAUAUUUUGACGGCAGCCGAUACAUUUACCGUAUUGUUGCUCUUUUCCGCACUGCGAUUUCCCAUCAACUUUGCGGGACGGUUAAUGGGCAAGGCAGCGCAAGCCAUGUCGGCAUUGGAACGCAUUGAAGCCUUUUUGAAUCGACCAAUCCAGGAACAGAAAAAGGAUCCCGACACUAAUGCCGAGGAUUGUAAUAGUGACUAUAAGAAGGAGGAGGAUCCAACAAUAAUCCCAUUGACAUUGUCCAAGGUGUCGUUUGGCGUGGGUGGGAGGAUCCAACAAAAAGUCCAGGAUGAUCAAGCCACAACAUACGAGUUUACAGUUUCAGAGUUCGACUUUCGCAUUGCCAAGGGACAAGUUCUGGCGGUCUGCGGUCCUGUGGGGUCGGGAAAAUCCACACUGGUCGAUGGUAUUUUGGGCGAAGCCGAACUACUACUAGCCGAUGGAGGAAAGCUCAUCCAACACGGCAAACUCUCGUACGUGCCGCAAACUCCCUUUAUCAUCAAUCGGACAGUCCGAGAAAACGUCUUGUUUGGAUUGCCAUUUGAUCCCGAACGAUACAAUGCUGUCUUGGAUGCCUGUUGCCUGCGACCAGACUUGGAACGAUUGGGCGAUGCGGGAGACAUGACAGAGAUUGGAGAGAGGGGUGUGACGUUGAGUGGAGGACAAAAGCAACGCGUGAGUUUGGCCCGGGCGGCAUAUGCCAAUGCGUCUUUGAUCAUACUGGACGACCCCUUCAGUGCAUUAGAUGCGGGAACCGGCAAGCAAGUCUUUGAACGAUUGAUUUCUGGUCCAGGGGCCCUUCUGAAAGAUACAGCUGUAUUGCUGGUGACACAUGCGGCUCAUUUCAUUACCCAUCCGGCCAUUGAUCAGAUACUGUUGAUUGUGGAUGGAGGCAAUCAAUUUUGUGGAUGUUGGGACGAACUAGGAUCGUUUCAUUCCAAAGAUGAUAAUGUGAAUCGAGCGGUUGAACAUAUCAAAUCAUCGGUCCGAGGUGGAGAAGAUGAGGGGGGAAGUGGGGAAGAUUUGGACUCAGAGUUGACGAAAGGGCAGAACAAAGAUCAACAGCAUUCCGCCACGGAGCACGAGAAUGAAAAGACCAAAUCAGGGAGACUGAUACAAGCAGAGAAAAGAGAAUAUGGCAUCUCCAGCUUGAGUACUUGGAUGUUGUGGUUUCGUCGAGCUGGAGGGAUGUGCUUCUUUGUGACGCAGGUUCUUCUCUUCGCAGUGGACAAACUUCUCUACGUGGCAGUGGAGUGGUUCCUAGCGAAGUGGACGGAAGGUGCUGUUGAGCCAGUCACUAUAUUCAACAUGGAGUUCCCAGCUCAGAUCGAUGGAUUGUCGGCGCAAGCGCAAUACCUGAAAGUCUACGCGAUACUCAUUUUACUGUUUGUCCUUGCGGCUUUCUUUCGGGCCGAGUGGGGGGCCAUUGGAGGUGUCCGUGCUGCUAAGAAUGUCUUCUACACAAUGCUAUCCAGUGUCCUGAAAGCUCCAAUGUCCUAUUUUGAAACUGUACCCAUGGGAAGAAUAUUGAACCGUUUCACUUUUGACACGGAUGUGAAUGAUGUGACUUUGAGUCAAGUCAUGUCCAUGUUCAUGCUGAGCUGCAGCUGGUAUGUAACCGGGGUGGCUCUGCAAAUUGCAAUUCUGCCCUGGACGGCGCUAGCCAUAGUCCCCGUUUCUGUCAUGUACUGGGUACUCAUGCUAUACUACCGAAAAUCGGGCCCAGACCUUCAAAGAAUCGAAGCCAUGGGUGGGCGUGAGGAUGGAGAUGCUGGGGAGUCUGGUUGUUUUGGUUUCAUCGGUCUUGGUUGUAUGCUUGAACGAUGUAUUGAAGCUAGAGGCUGGACUGGUGGGGCUGCUUAUCAUGUGGUGUUCAAACUUCACCAUUACCUGAACUUCUUGGUGGAUACAUUCGCAGAGGCAGAAGCGGCAAUUACAGCUAUUGAGCGGGUCGACGCCAUGGCAUCCCUGCCCAGUGAAAAACCCAUGGAAACCGAUGCUGAACAUCAACCGCCGUCUUCUUGGCCAACGCAGGGUUUGCUCGAAUUCAACAAUGUCAACCUCAGAUAUCGAGAAGGAUUGCCUUUGGUUUUGAAGAACCUCUCCUUCAAGCUUCCAGCAGGCAAAUCUUGCGGAGUAGUUGGGCGAACUGGGGCCGGGAAAAGUUCAAUCACCGUUGCUCUCUUUCGUCUGGUAGAGAUUGAGUCCGGGCAAGUGUUGCUGGAUGGAGUGGACCUUUGCCAGUUGGGUUUAUCAGACGUACGAGGACGAGGAAUGUCUAUCAUCCCCCAGGACCCCUUCUUGGCUGGAGCUACACUAAGGGAGAGCUUGGACCCAUUCCAGCUGCACACGGACGCUGAGAUAUUGGAAGCCCUGCAGUCAGUCCGGCUGGGCGCGAGCAACGCUGAGGAUGGGAAGCAACUAUUGUCUUCGCAGUUGGAGGAGGGAGGGUCCAAUUACUCCGUUGGUGAACGACAGCUGCUGAACUUGGCUAGGGCACUCUUGUCUCAACCAAAACUACUUGCUCUCGACGAAGCCACGGCUAGUAUCGAUGGAGAGACCGACGCUUUUAUCCAGAAGAUGCUUCGAACUCGCUUCCCGAACACAACUCUGAUCACAAUUGCGCACCGCCUGGAAACAAUAAUGGAUUAUGAUCUUUGUCUGGUGAUGGAUGCAGGCCAGGCAGUUGAGUUUGGUGCUCCAGCAGAACUGCUAGAUAUCCGCGGUGGUGUGUUGGCUGAGCUCGUGGACGCCACUGGAGCGGAAAGCUCAGAGGCACUACGAGGGUUAGCAAAAGAAGCUCAAUUGGCAAAGACUCAGGUUACAAGCUAG
Molecule: messenger RNA, 3936 nt
Organism: Seminavis robusta
Lineage: Eukaryota; Bacillariophyta; Bacillariophyceae; Naviculales; Naviculaceae
Source: the annotation of a GenBank genome assembly